Messenger RNA from Pseudovirgaria hyperparasitica, 1000 nucleotides. Its product is annotated as putative acetylxylan esterase precursor. The transcript has 4 exons. The record is from RefSeq and is a predicted model, not a curated record. Gene Ontology annotation, molecular function: hydrolase activity. Bases 113 to 829 code for a protein of 238 amino acids. Lineage: Eukaryota; Fungi; Ascomycota; Dothideomycetes; Acrospermales; Acrospermaceae.
CCUAAAUCUACAGUAUUGCUAUCACCGCACACUGACAGUUCAACGCCAUUUUCACGUCUGCUCCACAGGUCCCUGAUUGCUCUCUGAUUGCACCCUGCCACCGCCAUUCAAAAUGUUCUCCGUUGCGAGCACCAUCACCAUUGCCCUCGGCCUCCUAAGCGUGCCUUCAGUCGCACAGCAGACCGCUGCAGCGAAGUGUGCCCCGGCCGGCGCCGUUCAUGGCAUUUUCUUAAGAGGCGAGAGCUUAGCAGAUGAUGGUGACCCAUCGCCAUUGAAUGUAUUGUAUCAAUUAUCCGACGACUUGUACCGCCGUCUUCCAGGUUCGACAGUGCUCGGCCUGAGGUACGACUUCACAAACUCGAACAAACUCGCUGCUGCGCACAAUGGUUCUGCAAUGCUCCAGCAAUACGUUGCCGAUUAUGCUGCCAGCUGCCCCGACUCUAAGAUCUCGCUCAUGGGCUACUCCUUGGGAGCAGUUGCCGUUAUGGACGCCAUCUGUGGAACCGGGCAGAUUGGCACGAUUCCAAUAACAGCAAUGGACUCGAAAUACAACAAGAAUGUGGCCGCGAUUGUCGCAUAUGGAGACGAAACACAUGCCCCAAACCAGCCUUGGAACGUCGGCAAUUGUACCAACGGCGUUGGUUACCUCCCCCGCUUUGUGAACUUGGGAUGCGCGCCCUUCGCUAAAGCCAUGCGCAGCUAUUGCGAUUAUUACGAUGAGCAAUGCUGCAGCUACAUGCCAAACAACGGAAACCAGGGCCACCAUAGCUAUAUGACAAAGUACAAUGGCGACGUUGUAAACUUCAUCGCUUCCAAGGUCGGAAAAUAGAGGCAGGCACGGCAAUGACUUAACGCAGCGGUCCAAUGAAACCUGAAGAAUGUUCGUAUCCGAGAUGACCUAUACACAUUCGACUCCAUCCAUGUUGUGAUAUUUUGAACACCAAGCCUCUGUUCCAGAUGGCCAUGUAAAAGCAUUUAAAAAUAAUACAUCAUUCCAGAC